CCUCAUGCGAGUAUUAAAAAGCGGGCAGCCGUCUAUGAUAUGACAGCCUUCAUCACGUCUUUACGAGUAUUCUAUAUCUCUCAACCGUCCAAGUUCCGGAAUCUUCGUACAUAUCUCUCAUUCAUAGACCAUUCUACGCAAUCUUAACCAAGACCACGUUGCGUUCUUUCCGACAUAGUAUCAUGGCUAGCAACGUAUGGUUUAUCGUAGGAGCAAGCAAUGGCUUUGGCCGUGCUAUCGGCUUCGAAGCUCUAAGGCGGGGUGACAAUGUAGUUGCCACGUCGCGCAACCCGGCCAAGAUGGCAGACCUCAAGGAAGCCGGUGCCCUAGUCCUGGCUCUGGAUGUGACUUCCAAUGAUGCGUCCAUCCAAGCCGUGUUCCAGAAGGCUAUCGAUGCCUACGGCAAGAUCACACACUGCAUCAAUGCGGCAGGAUAUAUCUUAGAAGGUUCUGCUGAAGAAAGUUCGUAAGUUGAGGUUCCUCUCUAUGUGGCGAUUUAUGAGAGGUAAGAUACUGAUCUGCUGAUAUUCGGAUAUAGGACUCAGGAAGUAUUCAACCAGUUCAACACCA
This is a messenger RNA of Daldinia loculata, 570 nucleotides long. RefSeq lists its product as uncharacterized. Bases 183 to 470 code for a protein of 95 amino acids. Lineage: Eukaryota; Fungi; Ascomycota; Sordariomycetes; Xylariales; Hypoxylaceae. The transcript has a single exon. The record is from RefSeq and is a predicted model, not a curated record.